Molecule: messenger RNA, 1459 nt
Organism: Papilio polytes (common Mormon)
Lineage: Eukaryota; Metazoa; Arthropoda; Insecta; Lepidoptera; Papilionidae
Product: aquaporin-like
Exons: 1
Coding region: 167-943 (258 amino acids)
Biological process (GO): transmembrane transport
Cellular component (GO): plasma membrane
Molecular function (GO): water channel activity
Source: RefSeq, a predicted model, not a curated record
CGUCUGCUAUAAAAUAUUAUCACCUGUGCACCGAAAAUAUAGUGUUCCAGCGAAUAUCCGAGACGCCGUGGCCGUGCUGAAUUAACAAAAUAGUGCGAAAAUAAUAAUAGUGUCAGCAAAAAAAGUGAAAGUGAUUUAUAAAUUUAAUAAUUAAAAAAAAAACAAAAUGACCAUAACACCUGGAAAUCAUUUAGUAAACGUGAUCGAAAGUGUAAGUGUUAAAAAUACAGACAGCGAAACAAAAUAUAAACUAGCCGCUGAUUGUAAAGCUGUCUUAGCCGAAUUUAUUUCGACAUUACUUCUCGUGUUUCUUGGAUGUAUGGCAUGUGUGCCCUUGGAAGGUUUCCAGAUUCAACCACCAUUGUACGGACCAUUUGCAUUCGGUUUUGCUGUUCUAUUCAAUAUACAAGCAUUUGGACAUAUAUCAGGAGCUCAUAUGAAUCCAGCGGUGACUCUAGGAGCUGUGUUAUGGGGUAAAAUGUCAAUUUGGCUAGGAAUAGCUUACAUGAUAGCACAGUGCGCAGGUUCGAUUCUCGGAUAUGGUAUACUUAUGGGCUUGUCACCACUAGAUUUAGUACCGAAUGCAGUUUGCACAACACAACCUCAUCCUCAAGUAACGAUGCUACAAGCGGUUGCAGUUGAAGUUAUUUUAACUGCCGCAUUGAACUUCUUGAAUUGUGCUGUUUGGGAUCCGGCGAAUGAAGCAUCAUUGGAAUCAGUUUCAUUGAAAUUCGGUUUUACAAUCGCGGGUCUUUCUAUCGCAGGCAGUGAGUUGACAGGAGCAAGUAUGAAUCCUGCAAGAUCACUAGGUCCGGUCGUUUGGACAGGAGCCUGGUCUACGCACUGGGUAUACUGGGUGGGACCAAUCAUCGGCGGAUCGAUUUCAGCAUUAUUUUAUAAAUAUAUUUGGCUUAACAAAAGUAAAGAAAUAAAAGAUAAGUAAGGUAUUAUAAGAUUUCGUAUUUACUAAGUUGGAUAAUGUUUAAGUUAUUUAUUAUACCUCAUUUAUGGUAUGUAUUAAUUAUGAUUUGUGUGUCUCUUUAUUUUUAUAUUCAUCAAAACUAGUUUAGAAAGUGUCUAAUAUUUUAAAAGUAAAUGUUCCAAUUGUUGAAGACACUGUAAAUAUUUUAAUACUGUCAUGUGUUUACUUUGCUAAUUCAAUAAGCGUUGAUAAUAUACAUAGUUCUUGAACAUUUUCGUUAGAAUUGUGUCUUAUUAUCUGUGUUUUUGUAUUCAACUUUAUUAAAAAGUAAAUAGGACGUUUCCUAAAUGCAAUCUGAGAAAUCUAUUAAUAUUCACAUGUAUUAUUAUUUAGAUUUUCAUAACAUUGUGUUAGAUUUAGCACAAACAUUGAAAUCUCAAAUCAAUAUUGUAAAUUAUGGCUACUAUUAUUCGGCGUACCGUAUAGCCUAAGAUAAAAUAUACAUAGAUAAAAUUAUACAAAUCAUUGUUUAUAAAA